Molecule: messenger RNA, 3104 nt
Organism: Pogona vitticeps (central bearded dragon)
Lineage: Eukaryota; Metazoa; Chordata; Lepidosauria; Squamata; Agamidae
Biological process (GO): regulation of transcription by RNA polymerase II
Cellular component (GO): nucleus
Molecular function (GO): DNA-binding transcription activator activity, RNA polymerase II-specific; RNA polymerase II cis-regulatory region sequence-specific DNA binding
Source: RefSeq, a predicted model, not a curated record
UAAACAGGGAUCUCCGGUUCUGCGUCUUCAGCCCCCCGGCCCCGAAAUAUAGCCGGGAGGCUUGGGAAAGAGAGAAAUCUAUGCCUCACUUUGGAUUUCCCUCCCAAUAAAAGAAAGGUGGUCUCCUUCUUCCCCUGUGCUUUUCUUCAGGCAGCCUCCGGAGCAAUUCAUGCUUCCAGCAGCAAGACGGACCUCCGUCCUGGACCCGCUUUUCCAAGCCCAAGACUGGAGCUGGCUGGGUUAGUGAGCGUUCCUUAAAGAAUGGGUCCCCCGAAGUCUCGUCUUGCAAAGGAUACAGCAGAAAAAACGGCAUAUUUUGACCCACUGGAUCUAUUUCAUGUCUGGUCUACUAUGGAAUGGGUUUCCCCAACCUCCAGGAAAACCCCAGAAUCCUUUCACCCCAUAAAGAAGGAACAACUUGGCACCUCCACUGCCAUCAACAUGGAUCUUAUAACCCUGUUUGAAGACCAUGAAGAAAGGAGUAGGCAGUGCUUUCGUGUGGAUACCGUUCCUUUGGGAGAAACACCCUGGCAGACUCUGCUUCGCCUUGGAGAGGCAGCCCAGGGAUGGCUACAACCCCACGUUCGGACCAAGCAGCAGAUUGUGGACCUGGUGGUCUUGGAGCAAUUUCUGCAUGUCUUGCCUUUGGGAAUGCAGGCCUGGGUAAGAGCCAAAAAACCCAGCAGCAGCAAGGAGGCAGUUCAGCUGGCUGAGGCCUACCUGAGGCAUCAGUGGCCUUUGGCUUUCCGUGAUGUGGCUGUAUGUUUCACGCAAGAGGAAUGGGAACUUCUAGAUAAGGAUCAGCGGAUGUUAUAUUACAAUGUCAUGCAGGAGAAUUCUGAGAACAUGGCCUCCCUUGAAUUGCUGCCUUCAGAUCCAAAAGGGACCCAGCAUAACUCUAAAAAUAAUGUGAUAUUCCAGAAGACAAAAGAGAAGAAGAUUCAGGUGCCUAAAGAGGAGAAGAUCCCGAGAGGUCGAUCUACAGGUUACCAGUCCAAAAGUAUGGCUAUAAGGGAAAAGCCUCCUCAGGAGGAAUCUGUGACUGAGCAACUGCAUGAGACCUCAUGGUGGGAUAUUUUCUUUGAUCCCAAGUUGUCUGAAACUAUCGAGAACAAAUCAGCAGGACUGCAGAACGCUUUGCCAGAACUGACGCAAGGCUGUAGAGCUCCCAGGAAGAUAACAAGGAACAGAUGCCGAAUAGGAAUCACUGUGUCCAAAAGAAACUAUGCCUGUUCUGAAUGCGGAAGGAGUUUUGAUCGGCGCUCAAACCUGGUCAAACACCAGAGGGUCCACACUGGAGAGAAGCCGUAUCCCUGCUUUGAGUGUGGAAAAUGCUUCGACCAGCAGUCUAACCUCAAUGUCCACUUGCGGGUCCAUACGGGGGAGAAGCCUUACGGCUGCCCAGACUGUGGUAAGAGGUUCAGUAUCAAAUCUCAUUUACAUGGACACUACAGGAUCCACACAGGAGAGAAGCCCUAUGAAUGUGGGGACUGUGGGAAAAGGUUCCGUAUAAAAUCUUGCCUGAGUAAGCACCAGAGAAUCCAUACAGGCGAUCCUAAGCCAUCUGAAGUCAUUGAGAUCAAAGCUGUAGGACCACAGGCACUGCUGCCAGAGCUGAUACAGGGAUACCCACCACCCAGAAAAGGGAAUUUCGUUAAAAUGACAAGCAGCCGGCCUCGAAUAGGAAUCGCCGUGUCAAAACCGAACUACGCCUGUUCCGAGUGCGGGAGAAGUUUUGACCGGCGUUCAAACUUGAUUAAACACCAGAGGAUCCACACCGGAGAGAAGCCGUAUCCGUGUGCUGAAUGCGGGAAACGUUUUGACCAACAAUCCAAUCUCAAUGUCCACUUGCGCGUCCAUACAGGAGAGAAACCUUACGGCUGCCCAGACUGCGGUAAGAGAUUCAGCAUCAAAUCUCACUUGCACGGGCACUACAGGAUCCACACAGGAGAGAAGCCCUAUGAAUGUGGGGGAUGCGGGAAGAGGUUCCGGGUGAAAUCUUGCCUGAAUAAGCACCAAAGAAUCCAUACAGGAGAAAAACCCUAUAAAUGUCUCGCCUGUGAGAAAACUUUUGCCUGCAGCUCUAACCUCAUUAAGCACCAAGUGACUCAUUCGGGGGAGAAAGAUUUCACAUGUCCAGAGUGUGGGAAAAAUUUUGCCAACAAAUCAGAUCUCAACAAACAUGAGCGAAUUCACACAGAAGAAAAACCAUGUGCCUGUACUUUCCAUGUUCAAAGAUGCCAUGAGAUUUCUCAGAGAAACAAGCAGAGAAUCCACACAGAGGAAAGUCUGUAUGAAUGCCCUGUCUGUAGGAAAAGGUUUGGAGAUGACUCUCAGCAGAGCAAACACCAGAGUAUUCACAUCCUGUAGAUCAGCUAAGAUCAGUCUGUAUUUUUAAGUGGAUGGGAGUCUUUCCUUCUGCUGAAGAUGCUAAUUAUAAAUGAACAGAAAAUUAACUGAUGUCUCCAGUGAGAGGCUUGUGUGGGAAAUGUGUUUGAGUCCUAAGAUACAUGAUCAGUAUUGCCAGAAAUUUCAAAUAUCAAUAAGAUACGUUGCCAUGCGAAAAUUCAGCUGCGUACACAACUCAGUAUUAGUGGAUUGUGUCCCAGUUGAACUCACAAACAUCUUCACAGGGUGGGAUGGGACAGCAGGAUGCAUGAGUCACUAAAGACUUCUCGCACAAUUCUUUCAUCGGCCACAAUCAUGGAAACCACCAUCAUCCAUAGUGCUGAAGUACCUUGCUGUUUUCAGAUGCCUUCUCUUAAUGUGUCCCUGUAGGAAUUCAGUAGAAAUUAGCCGUGCCCCCCCGAAAGAACUUUCAUCACCCAGCUAGUCUGGAUCAUGCUGCAUUCCAGAAAGAGCAGGACUACUUGCCUAGGUGUAACCAAAAGCUCAGCGCCCAGACGGGGAAGAAACUAGCACACCCAUGAGGUCACAUCAGGGGAGAUUAUGGGGAGAACAUCAGGUCUUGUUUCUGCUGAGGCUUUCUCUUAUCCAGUAGGGCAUGGGGGAUUGGGGCUUCCUGGAAGUUGACCAUUGGGCCAACUCAGAGCAGAGGGGCAGGGGUGGGAAUCCUACGACCCAUAGACUCCCAAGAAGUUCUC